Molecule: messenger RNA, 273 nt
Organism: Didymodactylos carnosus
Lineage: Eukaryota; Metazoa; Rotifera; Eurotatoria; Philodinida; Philodinidae
Source: the annotation of a GenBank genome assembly
AUGUCUCAUAAACGUUCAAAACGAUCAAAAACAAUAUCCGUUAAUGAAAACAAACACGAUGAUGGAAACGAAGAUAAUGACAACGAAGAUGAAAAUAACAAUGAAGUGAAUAUUCAACAAACAACAUUAACUGCAAAUAUAUCGGAAAAUGAAUUAUAUAAACAAAUGAAAGAACAACAUGUCACACAACACAUGGAUGAUGUUCUCAAUUUAUUACGAAGUCAAUCGAAGCAACUAUUCUUAAUCGAUUAUGAACAAAUGAAAAAACGGUAG